Molecule: messenger RNA, 1827 nt
Organism: Aspergillus alliaceus
Lineage: Eukaryota; Fungi; Ascomycota; Eurotiomycetes; Eurotiales; Aspergillaceae
Product: aminotransferase-like domain-containing protein
Exons: 9
Coding region: 229-1815 (528 amino acids)
Biological process (GO): L-tyrosine biosynthetic process; aromatic amino acid catabolic process
Molecular function (GO): L-2-aminoadipate:2-oxoglutarate transaminase activity; pyridoxal phosphate binding; aromatic-amino-acid:2-oxoglutarate transaminase activity
Source: RefSeq, a predicted model, not a curated record
GGAUUUUGGCGUUAUCGCUGUUUUGCAAUGGAUACGUGUGAGCGGAAACCGGUCCGCUCGGCGUUCCAAGCGGAGAUGACAAAAAGGCGCUUAUCGGUGUGCGACCAUUAUCUUUCUCCUCCCCCUCUGAUUCAUACCUACUUGUACACCCGCUCUCCCCAACAAUCGUUACAUUCCAAUCAUUUUACAUAUUGAGCUUCAACAAAGUGAACCAAGACAAUAGAGAGAAUGAGUCCCCCGGCUGCUUUGGAUAAUGUGAAUGGCUCUGCCCCGGCCCCUUUGACUGUGGAGAGCAUUCCUGCCCUGAGAGCCAAGAGCGCACCAAUGCCCACCGGUGUUGCACCUGCGACGAGUAGUGAUGUGUUCAAAAGCCAGGCAUGUUAUACUAAGCCCAAGGCUAAACGAUGGGAUCAUAUUCUCUCUACAGAAGCCAAAUCUCGGAAGGUAUCCACUUUGAAGGGUGCUGCAAAAUACUUGAAAAACCCAGGCCUCAUCUCCCUCGGCGGUGGACUGCCAUCUCCGGAAUAUUUCCCUUUCGAAGAGCUCAAUGUCAAGGUCCCAACGCCACCAGGAUUCACGCCCGAAGCUACCCGUGAAUCCGGAACUGUUCUGCACACCGGAAAGAGCGAUAUUAGUGAGGGGAAGGGUCUGUAUGAUCUUGAGAUUGCUCUUAACUAUGGCCAGGCCAUGGGUGCUCCCCAACUGCUUAGAUUUGUUACUGAACACACUGAGCUUAUUCACAACCCCCCGUAUUCGGACUGGCAAUGUUGCCUGAACUGCGGUAGUACUUUUGGAUGGGACGUGGCGCUCAGACUCUUUUGCGAGCGAGGCGAUUAUAUCAUGAUGGAAGAAUAUACCUUCUCCAGCGCACAAGAGGCCGCGCUCCCACUGGGUUUGAAAGUUGCGCCUAUUAGGAUGGACGAGGAGGGCCUCUUGCCCGAGUCCCUGGACGAAGUCCUAAGCAACUGGGAUGAAGCCGCUCGGGGUGCCCGAAAGCCUUUCGUUCUUUACACUAUCCCUACAGGACAAAAUCCCACCGGAGCUACCCAGCAAAUCGAGAGACGCAAGGCAAUCUACAAGGUCGCCCAGAAGCACGAUGUUUACAUUGUGGAAGACGAACCAUACUACUUCCUGCAGAUGCAGCCAUACACUGGCGCGGAUAGUGAGCCUGUUCCGCCGCCCGCCAACCACGACGAGUUCAUCAAAUCUCUUAUCCCAUCCUAUCUGAGCCUUGACUCAGAUGGCCGUGUCCUACGACUGGAAUCAUUCUCCAAGGUUCUUGCUCCUGGUUCCCGGACCGGCUGGGCUGUUGGGUCCGAGCAGAUCAUUGAACGAUUCACCAGAACAUGCGAGACUACCUCUCAGAACCCAAGUGGUGUCUCGCAGCUGAUGCUUUACAAGCUGUUGGAUGAGCAUUGGGGUCACUCUGGAUACCUAGACUGGCUGAUCAAGCUGCGUAUGUCAUACACAGCUCGUAGGGAUUCUAUAGUGCACGCCUGUGAGAAGUAUCUCCCUCACGAAAUUGCCCAUUGGAACCCCCCUGCAGCGGGGAUGUUUCACUGGGUUGAAGUCGACUGGCGGAAACACCCUGGACUUUCAUCUGGCAAGACGCGCGAAAUUAUUGAAGAGGAAGUCUUCCAGGCUGCAGUCAACAACGGUGUUCUGAUCUCCCGUGGUAGCUGGUUCAAGGCCCAAGGCGCCAGCGAAGAAAAGCUGUUCUUCCGCGCUACAUUUGCCGCCGCUAGCUCCGACAAUAUUGCUGAAGCCAUUUCUCGAUUCGGCACAACGUUGAGGCAAGAGUUUGGCUUGAACUAAAUCAGCAGUCCA